AUGAAUCCUAUGACAAAUGUGAAGAAUGUUCUUAAAUUAAGUGAACGCGAGCUAUCCGGUAACUCAAAAACUUCAUGGCAUGAUCAAUAUAAAGACAGUGCAUGGAUAUUUAUUGGAGGUUUGCCUUAUGACCUAACUGAAGGGGAUGUUAUUUCCGUGUUUUCACAAUAUGGUGAAAUAGUUAACAUAAAUUUGGUACGAGAUAAAGAAACAGGUAAAUCAAGAGGAUUUGCAUUUAUAUGUUACGAGGAUCAAAGGUCGACUAUUCUUGCUGUAGAUAAUUUAAAUGGAAUUAAAAUCUUAGGACGCACAAUUCGGGUAGAUCAUUGUGAACAAUAUCGUGCUCCAAAUGCUGACAUGACAAAAGUAGAUGAAUUGACUGCAGCUAUAAGAACUGAUGGCUGUGCUCCUUCACAGAUAAUUAAAUCAGAACCAAUAAUCAAGAAGGAAAAAGAGGAAAAGGAUGUAAAAAGUAAAAACAAAGAGAAAAAAUCUAAAAAGAAAAAGAAGAAGAAAAAAAGUAGUAAAAGCUCAAGCUCUGAUUCUGAAGCCUGA
Molecule: messenger RNA, 555 nt
Organism: Diatraea saccharalis (sugarcane borer)
Lineage: Eukaryota; Metazoa; Arthropoda; Insecta; Lepidoptera; Crambidae
Source: the annotation of a GenBank genome assembly